AUGCCGACACGAAGCGCAGGACUCCUACAGCUCGCCCUGCUUGUCCCCCGGGCUGUGCGGACCUAUGCCGCCCCGGCGGCUGCCGUUGUCUUGGAUGCAGGCUAUGAGGGCAUGGGGGCUUCGCUGCCGGGGGGAGAGCCGCCAGAGACAGAACCAGGAUCAUCAGCUUUCUGGUGGAAACUCGCACUGAGUGCUGUGCUGGUACUGCUCGGAGGUGUCUUUGCGGGUCUUACGCUCGGUUUGAUGGGUUUGGACCUCGUCAACUUGCAAGUCUUGUCCACGUCCGGUGACGAGGAGGAACGGAAAGAUGCGACCAAGGUGAUGAAGCUGCUCGAGAAGGGUCGGCACUGGGUCUUGGUCGUCUUGCUGCUUUCGAACGUCGUGGUGAACGAGUCGCUGCCCAUCUUCCUGGACUCGAUUCUCGGCGGAGGCCUCGGAGCCAUCGCACUCUCGACGACCCUGAUCGUCAUUUUCGGCGAGGUCAUCCCGCAGUCUGUGUGCGCUCGCUACGGUCUCCGCAUUGGCGCCAAAGCCGCUCCCUUCGUCCUCGCCCUCAUGUACCUCGAGUUCCCCAUCGCCUAUCCAAUCGCCAAGCUGCUCGACCGCCUGCUCGGCGAGGAGCAGGGUGUGACGUACAAAAAGGCUGAGCUGAAGACGUUUGUUGGGCUGCACAAGCAGUUCGGCGAGGAGACGCUUAACGACGACGAGGUCACAAUCAUCUCGUCGGUACUCGAGCUGGGCGACAAGAGCGUCUCGGACAUCAUGACGCCUCUCGAGGACAUCUUCUCCCUGCCCUCCGACACGAAGCUGGAUCACACGAUGGUCGACCAUAUCCUUGCGUCCGGUCACAGCCGUAUCCCCGUCCAUUUGCCAGGCAACCCGACCGACUUCAUUGGCAUGCUGAUCGUCAAGAAGCUCAUCUCCUACGACCCCGAAGACGAGAAGCAAAUCGGCGACUUUGCUCUCUCAGUCUUGCCCGAAACUGGACCCGACUCCACCUGCCUCGACGUCCUCAACUACUUCCAGCAAGGCCGCUCGCACAUCCUCCUCGUCUCUACGACCCCCGGUGAACCUGGCGGCGCGCUCGGCCUGGUCAGUCUCGAGGACGUCAUUGAGGAGAUGAUUGGCGAGGAGAUCGUGGACGAAACCGACCUGUACAUCGACAUCCACGCCAAGACGAAGGUCGUCCGCGCACCUGCACGGAAACCUGCUGUCGGAAACGGCAAGCUCGCUCCGCUCAUCGCUGGCGUCAUCGAGCGCCGUCGCCAAGCACGACGACACAACACGGCAGAGUUCCUUGGCCCGAACGGCGUGCCCGACAGCAACUUCUCAACCGAGGGGCGGAAUACGCCUAUGCCCGGCGCCGCUCCCUCCGGGUUCGACAAAGUCAAGCUUCGUGGCGGCGGUGUUCCCGAACGGCGGAUCGCGAGCGGGAGUGGAGCGAACACGCCUGUUCGGGGCCACAGCCGGCUCAGGACGGAGAACCUCGCUAUCAAGGGCAACGGCGAACGGACUCCUCUCUUGCAGAAUGGCGGGCAGGAGAGCAGGAGCCUCGACUAG
Rhodotorula toruloides NP11 is the source of this 1560-nucleotide messenger RNA. RefSeq names its product DUF21 and CBS domain containing protein. Gene Ontology annotation, cellular component: intracellular membrane-bounded organelle. The record is from RefSeq and is a predicted model, not a curated record. The coding region runs from base 1 to 1560 and encodes 519 amino acids. Lineage: Eukaryota; Fungi; Basidiomycota; Microbotryomycetes; Sporidiobolales; Sporidiobolaceae. The transcript is spliced from 16 exons. Gene Ontology annotation, biological process: magnesium ion homeostasis.